Daucus carota subsp. sativus is the source of this 1442-nucleotide messenger RNA. RefSeq names its product membrane-associated protein VIPP1, chloroplastic. The transcript is spliced from 11 exons. The record is from RefSeq and is a predicted model, not a curated record. Lineage: Eukaryota; Viridiplantae; Streptophyta; Magnoliopsida; Apiales; Apiaceae. The coding region runs from base 144 to 1145 and encodes 333 amino acids.
AUCGGAGUAAACUUGGACACCCAAACAUUAAUAUAGCCUAUUCUUAUACCUCGUGAUUACUCUGACUCGCUCCCUCAUUUCUCUAUUCACACUCACAAAAACACACAGUGAUUCUGAGUGGGGUUGAUUUGGUGCAUUCAAAAAUGGCAAUUAGAGCACCCAAUACAGGGUUACACUUGCCCUCAACUUCAUUUAACACACCCAAUACUCACACUAGUAGAUUCUUCAUUGUUAAAGCUCAACCCCCAUCUAACUCGGCCUUUUUUGGCACUUCAGUGGGAGCACAAAAGUUUUCUGGGAUACGCUUAGUCAAGUCCAGUCGAUGGCAAUCUAGUGGUUUUAGUGCUAAUGCUCUUGGUACUCGUAUGAACCUUUUUGAGCGCUUUGCCAGGGUUAUCAAGUCCUAUGCAAAUGCAAUUGUAAGCGCUUUUGAAGACCCGGAGAAGAUCUUAGAGCAAGCUGUUACAGAAAUGAAUGAUGAUUUAAUAAAGAUGCGUCAAGCUACAGCUCAAACCCUGGCAUCACAGAAGCAACUGGAAAACAAAUAUAAAACAGCACAACAGGCUUCUGAGGAUUGGUACAGACGAGCACAACUUGCUCUUGAGAAGGGAAAUGAGGAUCUUGCUCGUGAGGCUCUUAAAAGGCGCAAGACAUUGGCUGAUAAUGCAACUGCUAUGAAGACACAACUCGAUCAGCAAAAGGGUGUUGUUGAUAACCUCGUCUCUAAUACUCGGCUGUUAGAGAGCAAAAUACAGGAGGCAAAGUCUAAGAAGGAUACCCUUAAAGCACGAGCCCAGUCUGCAAAGACUGCAACUAAACUCAAUGAUAUGCUGGGUAAUGUCAAUACAAGCUCUGCCCUUUCAGCUUUCGAAAAGAUGGAAGAAAAAGUCAUGGCUAUGGAAUCUCAGGCAGAUGCACUUAAUCAGCUAACUACUGAUGACCUUGAAGGGAAGUUUGCAUUGCUGGAGACUUCAUCAGUCGAUGACGAUCUUGCAAGUUUGAAGGAAGAAUUGUCUGGAAGUACAAAGAAAGGACAGCUACCACCAGGGAGAACUACAGCCGCCUCAAACUCGGGCUUUCCAUUCCGAGAAACUGAAAUCGAGAAUGAGCUAAAUGAACUUAGGAGAAAAGCAGCUGAUUAUUGAAUACAACUCUGCAUAUGCUCACUAGGACUGCACCCUACAUAUACGAAUGUAUUUUGCGGUUGAUUUGUGAAAUCCUUGAAAUCCUAUCUGUGAAGAGGCACAUUAGUUCAUGUGGAGGAAAAUAUAUAAUGCAACUAUAGCAAGCAAAAUGUGUUGAUUCGGUUGUGUUGUAAAUCUCUAAUUUACUCAUUAGCAACAGGCUUUGUUGGAAUGUGAAAUCAUUUCAUUCAAUAAUGAAAAGAACCAAAUCUGAAUCCAUAAAAGAUAAACGAUAAAUGAAUAUAAGUAUUUGAUCUC